AAAAAAGGAAAGUAUUAAUAAAUGAAAUCUAUAGUUCUUUUAGUAUUGGUUGCAACAGCCUUCGCUACAAAUUUAGCUGCUUUUGAAAAACUUGAAUAAUCAAAACUUGGAAAGACAUUGUUAAAUACAAUAGCUAUCUAAAUGUAAACAGGUGAGCCACUUGAAAGAAUUUUCUCUACACUUUAUGAUUUGGAAGAAAGAUAUUAAAAUGAUUAAAGAGAAGAUGAUGCUGAAAACAAAGCUUUCUAAGGAGUUUGUGAUGCUGAUCUUGCUGGUCUUAAUUAAGAAAUUGCUAAUCUUGAAUAAAGAGAUACAGAAUUGUAAGCAAAAUUAGAUGAACUUUAACCAGUUCAUGACUAAAAGGUUGGAUAAAGAGUUGCAAAAUUAGCUGAAAAGGCACUUCUUUAAAAAGUUAUUGAUGAAACCUCAGCUAAGAGAUAAGAAUAAAAUGAUGACUUUGAAGCUUAAAGAGAAGAAUUCACAUUUGUUUCAGGUGUUCUUGCUGAAGCUAGAAGACUCUUUACAGACAACUUAUAAGCCCCAGCUUUCUUAUAAAAGGGAUCUAGUGAAACUGUUCACUACACUCCAUAAGUAUUUGCUUAAGUUGCUAACCACUUAAGUUCUGCUGCUCAUAAGGCUGGAUAAAUGAAACACGUAAGAACAUUCGGAAAAGCAAUUAAACUUAUGGCUUAAUUAGCUGUCAAAGCCUAAUAAUAUGCUAAUUAAGAAUUAACAGGUAGAAUCAUUCAAUUAAUUGAUGAUUUAUAAAAUUAAUUAAGUUAAGCUUUUGAUUUAGCAAGAAAGACUGAAGAUGCAAGAAGAUAAGCUUAUGAAGCAUACAAUACACUCUUAAAUAGAGAUAUGAAUAAACUUAACUCAGCAAUUGCUAAUUUAGAAGCUGAAAUCUAAUCAUUAGCUGAUUAACUUGCUGCAACUCACAGUUCAUAAGAUGAUAAUGCUGCCAGACUUGAAGCUAAGACAUAAUAAAGAGACGACAGAAGAGCUGAAUGCUAAUAAGCUGCUUAUGAAUACUAACAAAGAAGAACCGCAAGAGAUGGAGAUAGAUAAACUGUUUCAGAUUUGAUUGGACAUUUAAAUUCAAAUAUGAGAGACUUAAAAGAAUAUAUAGCUAUGAGAGUUGCUGCUGGUGACAAUAGUUUGAGUUAAUGAUCUGAUUCAAUUAUCAAUAAAAAUAAUUUUUUUUAAAAAAUCAC
Molecule: messenger RNA, 1214 nt
Organism: Paramecium sonneborni
Lineage: Eukaryota; Ciliophora; Oligohymenophorea; Peniculida; Parameciidae
Source: the annotation of a GenBank genome assembly